GGGGGCGGGCCGCGCGGGUCCGUGGGGCCGGCCGGGACGUCUGUCCAGUGUAUGCUUUUCGGAGCACCUUGGCUUGUGAAGAAUUACCUGGUUAAACUGGAAUUGAAGCAGCACAACGCCAGCCCCUCCUGGUCCAGAAAAGGGCUCUGCCGUGGAACCGGCCCCCAGGAAGCAUGGGAAAGGGCUACAAGGUGGUGGUUUGUGGAAUGGCCUCAGUGGGAAAGACUGCGAUUUUGGAGCAGCUUCUCUAUGGAAAGCAUACUGUUGGCUUAGAAGAGGGUGCCACAAUGGAAGAUGUGUAUUUGGCAUCGGUGGAGACAGACCGAGGCGUGAAGGAACAGUUGCGGCUUUAUGACACCAGGGGUCUGCAGGAGGGCGUGGAACUGCCCAAACACUAUUUCUCCGUGGCUGACGCCUUCGUCCUGGUGUACGCCGUGACCAGCCUCGAGGCGUUCCAAAGAGUCGAACUGCUCAAAAAGGAGAUCGAUGUCUUCAGGGACAAAAAGGAGGUUGCAGUUAUUGUCUUGGGAAACAAAACUGACCUCCUGGACCAAAGGCAAGUGGAAACAGAAGCAGCACAGCAAUGGGCAAGGGCUGAGAAAGUGAGACUGUGGGAAGUGACUGUGACAGAUCGGAAAACACUGCUUGAACCCUUCACCUUCUUAGCUAGCAAACUGUCCCAGUCCCAGAACAAAUCAACAUUUCCCUUGCCUGGAAGGAAGAGCAAAGGGAAUAACUGUGAAAACUAGACUAGCUUAGCAUUGUCUCCUGCUACCAGGUCACAGUCUAAGUCCUUUUUGUGCCAUUUGCUCCUUGCAGUUUCACUUAAAGCAAUAAUAUCAUUCAGCAAUAAAAUCAGCAAGCUUAUAGCUAAGACGUAUCCUUCCUUCUCAUAGACUUGGCUUGGAAAAGCCACUGGUGGUAAAAGCCUCAAAAAGCACUUUAGGAGAGCAGUUAUUUUGCAGCCAGGGUUAUGGAGGAGGAAGGGAUACCUCUCUAGCAGGGGCUUUUACUAUGCCUGGAUACAUCCAUGUUAAGGGACAAAUGAACAAGCUUACCAGUAUAUAAUCCCCCUGCAGAUCUAUAGCCUGUAGUCACAAAAAGUAUUAGCUGCAAUAAAGCAUUCCAUUUGGAAAGGUGAUAUAUUUUAAAUGGCAACAGUUCUUUUACCUUGACCUUAAACAGGGCCACAGGGCUUUUUGAUGCUGCAAGAGGCUGAGAUCAGUGUCUUGCUGUAGGAGAAGGAUAUGGAGCAGGAGGAACAGUUACCAGAUUUAGUCACUGAUGUUUUGCUAGUGUCUGGAAGAAAAGAAAACCUAACAAAAUCCUAA
Messenger RNA from Motacilla alba alba, 1331 nucleotides. It is a transcript of the gene NKIRAS1, whose product is annotated as NFKB inhibitor interacting Ras like 1. The record is from RefSeq and is a predicted model, not a curated record. The coding region runs from base 174 to 749 and encodes 191 amino acids. The transcript is spliced from 5 exons. Gene Ontology annotation, molecular function: GTPase activity; GTP binding. Gene Ontology annotation, biological process: canonical NF-kappaB signal transduction. Lineage: Eukaryota; Metazoa; Chordata; Aves; Passeriformes; Motacillidae.